This is a messenger RNA of Sphaeramia orbicularis (orbiculate cardinalfish), 6525 nucleotides long. RefSeq lists its product as uncharacterized. The transcript is spliced from 22 exons. The record is from RefSeq and is a predicted model, not a curated record. The annotation marks the transcript as partial. NCBI's taxonomy places the organism in Eukaryota, Metazoa, Chordata, Actinopteri, Kurtiformes, Apogonidae.
AUGGAGGACUUUGAUGUCGAUGCAGAUGUGGACGUCCGAGACCCCGAUGAGAAGUCCAUCAUGACCUAUGUGUCUCAGUUCCUGCAGUAUUCCAGAGACCUGCCGGUACCGGAGGAGGAAAUGCAGGCUACACCCAAUCAAAAGGCCCAGGAGGUGACAUGUUGGCUGACUCAGGCCUACGACGAGCUGCUGGAGGGAUGGGAUUCCACUGAGGGGGAGAGUUACUCUGAGAGAUACCAUGUGAUUCACACCUUUCUGGUGUCAUUCAAUGAGCAGCGGCGUCCCAUCAUGCCUCUGUUGACAGCGAUGAGACGCAGCUCCAAACUGAGCGAUGAGCAGCGCGCUCUGCGACAGGCCUGGGAUACCCUCACCGAGAAGCUCCGUGAAUAUAAAAUGGAGUUGGAUAUGACCCUUCCUCCACCCCUGGACUCAGUCGCCCGUUGGCUGCUGCGAUCAGAGGGGGUUCUGGCCGAGGAGCAGGGAGACCCCCAAGACCAUGGGCGGGCUGCUGAUGAGGCCAGGGAGAAACAGGAGCUGCUCAAGGUUUGUCUGGAGGAGAUGCCUCAGCAGGUGAAGACCUUCCAGAGCUUCCAAAACGUGGACGAGUACGGAAACAUGUUGGUUCCCACAGACAAGAUGGACGAGCUGAAGAGGAGGUUCACCAGUGUGAGAGUGACUGCCAAGUACCAUGGGAUCAAGCUGGAGUACCGGGAGCACCGCCACACCGUUUUGGAUCUGUUGGGACAGAUCAGGACCAAGCUCCGGAUGUGGAAGAGGCCGUACAUCUCCCCUGAAGGAGUCCGGGUGCUGCUGCAUGAGUGGAAUGAGCUGGUGAACAGACAGGACCUCCCGUCUCUGUUGGAAGCAGCUGUUUAUAAGCUGAAAAACAUAUCUGAGAAGUACUCAAGUAAAUCUGCCCUUGCUGCAGAUUACCACCACGUCAGUCAGCAGGUGAAGCAGCUGGAGGACGACACCGCCCUGGUUCUGGAUGAGGUAAAAGCAGUCAAGACCACCAUGGGCCGGGUUCUGUCAGCCUGGGAUUCGUACAGCGACUGCCUGAGCUCCCUACAGGCGUGGUUGGAACAGGGCAGCGGAGUCCACAGCCACGACCGCAGUCCUGAGGUGACGCCCGAGGCCAUGGCCGAGUGGGGCUCCAGACACGCCCACCUGAAUGAGGUGGGGAACUUCCUGAUCGAGUCGACGGACCCUCAGACCAGCAGGAACCUGGCAGAGGAGCUGCGUAAAGUCAACAUGCACUGGGCCGAGUUCGUCAAGAGAAACACAUUUGACAGUGUGUCUGAACCCAGCGCUGACCUCCAGGCCACGCCUCACGACCUGCAGGCUCUGAUCAGAGAGGCCACUCUGAUCCUCAAAGAGCCUCUGGAGGCCAUGGGAGGUCCUUUACGCACCUACAGGAAAAGACUACAGUUCAUAAUGAGGAAGAUUAAAGAAGUGGAUUUGGCAGCGCUUGCUCCGUCCCCAGACUGCAGUGCUGAUCAACUACAAAAACUGAAACAGGCUGUACCUGAAGUAAUGCAGACACUGUUUGAGGCAGAACAGGUGUGUACAGAGCUACAGCACAGCGUAUCAGGUCUGGACAGUCGUCUGGCUGAACUCUUACACUGGGAGACAGAGGCCAGAGAUCUGUACCAGCUUCUGAAGGCUGCAGAGCGGCAGCAGCGUGGACAGGACCCUCGAGCCAGGGUCCUCAUAUCUCGCGGUCUACAGCUGGAAGGUCAGGUGGUGACAGAGGAGCAGGACCUUCAGGUGAUGGUUAUGACAAAUCAGAAGAACUCUCCUAUCCAGUAUCUCCACGCAUCCGCCAUUCAGGACCGAGUCCGAACUGUCGUUGGACAAUCACAGGAGGUGGUUGGGAUGCUGAGCAGCCUCGGAGCCAGAAGAGACAGAAGCAAAAGCCCUCCAGAAGGACCCCCAUCCAAAAUCUUCGUCCAGGCUAAAACAGAGACUCAACAUGUGGUGGCAUCGGACACAAGGCAGUCGACUCAGGACACCACUGUGCCCAAGAUAGUGGUGCAGGAGUACAGAGAAGAAAGGAUCACGUCACCUCCUUCACCAACAUACGCCGAAAUUGUGAUGAGGUCCGGGCCACGGUCUCCACCUUUAGAAACCAAGGUUCAAGGUAUGUCGAAGCCUGUGGUACAACAACAACGGAGACAGGAACAAGUGCCUACACAACAACAACAACAGAUCACGGAACAAGUACAUACACAACAACAACAGCAAACACAGGAACAAGUACGUACAGAACGACAACAACAACAGCAGAGACAGGAACAAGUACUUAUACAACAACAACAGCAGAUGCAAGAACAAGUACGUAUACAACGACAGCAGCAAACACAGGAACAACUACGUACACAACAACAGCAGAUGCAGGAACAAGCACAUAUACAACAACAACAGCAGAUGCAAGAACAAGUACGUAUACAACAACAACAAGAGCAGCAGAUGCAAGAACAAGUACGUAUACAACAACAACAAGAGCAGGUCGACAGGCAGAUGGUCCUCCAACAGCAAGAACCAAAGCAAAAAUCACCACAAGAAGUGGAAAUGCAACAGUCGAAUCAACCUCAACAAUGGCACCAGGAACAGCUUUUUGAGUAUCAACAAGUUCAGCAACACCUGGUACCUCAUGUACAGGUUGAAAUGCAGGUCAAACAGGAAACGGAACUUCAUGAGAUUUCAGCUCAAAAACCAGAUGUAAAGAAGCAGCCUUUAAGCUCAGAGGAGCUUCAGAGCAGAAAAGCUCAGGCAGUAAAGAACCGCCCAUGGCUUCAGAAAACAACCGCAGGAGAACAGAGAACUCCACCUCCAGAUCGGGAUUCCCAACGGGAGCCAGUCCAGACCACAAAGAGACAGACAGACAAAGAAAGAGCAGCAACAGUGAAGGUUGUGGAAAAACCACCAGAUGCACGAGCCAAGACAGUUAAACAACCACAGCAGCAGGAGAAAAAGCAACAAAAAUAUGUGCAACCACAACAAGAGCAGGAAGUGGAACAGAAGAAACAACAUCAAACACAGAAGGAACAAGAACCGCAGAUACAACCACAGCCUACAACGAGACCAGCACACCCAGGUUUAGACAACACCGUGGGUCAGGAUCAGCCACAAACUCAACUUCAGUCACAACCACGCACUGUAGUUCAAUCCAAGACUCAGACCGUUGUCCAGGUGCAGUCCACCAGCGUGUCCCACAGUCCCAGACCACAAGAACUUCCUCAGCCACAUCAACCUAUGAAGGCACAGACUCCAGCCCAGCCACAGAGUCAACCACAACCCAAGACCUCCGUCCCAGCUGGACCUCCACCACCACAGGUCCAGCUCCAGGUCCAAAGCCAAGCUGCACCUCAGACCUGGGCUCAGGUCAGUGCUUCUCCCCCUGUGCAGGUCCAUAUGGGUCCUCCUUCUCCAUCUCAUAUCCAGCUUCGUAGUCAUCCUCAGUCAUGGGCCCCAGUCAGGCCCCCCUCCCCUAAACCACCAGCUCAGACCCAGGCUCAAACUCAGCCUACACCCCAGCCUCAAAUCCAGACACGUCCUCAGAUCAGCGCUCAGGCACUGGCUCAGUCUCAGGUCCAUCCUCCAACUGGACCUCCACCACCCUCUACCGCCCAUCCUUUGACUCAGCACCAGCCCCAACCUCCGCCUGUGAUCCGGCCUCAGGUUCAUCCUCAGCAGGUCCCCCAGUAUCAGACGGCUUCUCAGACAGUGGUCCAGCAUUCAGGACAGAUGUCCCAGGGCCAAAUGCAGACUUGGACUCAGUUCAGAGGCCAGUCACCUGUGUCCCCAGUGCCUCCAGUGUCACCAGUGCCACAUCCACAGCCUUACUCCCAGGGCUUCCCCCAGCCUCCAUCUCCACAGUGGACGCCCUCACCAGAGCCACAAAAUCAAGCUGUUUCCCAGCUGAGACACCCGAUCCCCCAGCCGUACCCUCAACAGCAGUCUCAGGCUUAUCCAAGAGCACAGCCGGUACCACAGUGGGGGCCCCAACAAGGACCUCAGAUGGUUCCCCCUGGAUAUUCUCAAAUGGGCCCGUCCUAUCCUCAACCACAAACACAAAGCCAGCCUUGGGCUCAAACCCAGAUGAGGUCCCACAGUCCAAUGCAACAACAACAACAACAACAACAACAGCAGCAGAGGAUGGUUUAUAAUGUGGUUCAAACGCAACAAGUUCAGCAGCAAACCUGGGCUCCACCUCAGGUCCAGUCCCAGUCUUACCCCCAGGUUCAGCAGUAUUCACAGCAGGUUCCACCACAGUUCCAAGCGCAAAUGUCUCCCCAAUAUCAACCCCCGCACCCACACCAAGCCUAUCCACAGCCACGGCCUCCGACUCAAACACAAAUCCAGGCACCACCAUCUGCACCAGCAAAGCCUCAAGCCCAGCAGACCCAGCAGACCCAGCUCACAUUUCAGAUUCAACAGCAACCCCCGCAAGUCCAACCUCAGAUCCCACCACAACCAAAGUUUCAGUCACCAGCUCAGCCCAAACCUCUGGCCCAAGCAGCGCCACAGUCUGAGAUGAAACUACAAAGUCCACUGAAGCUUCAGUCACCAACCCAACCCAAGGUUCAGCCCACACCUGAGCCCCUGGUACCUCCACACCCUGAGGCUCCUUCACCCAAGAAACCCAAAGUUGAAUCCCCAACAGAGCCCAAACCACUAGCCCAGUCACAACCCUCAACCAAGACCCCAAUAGCCCCACAACAACCAGCUCAGCCACAACCCUCAACCAAGACCCCAAUAGCCCCACAACAACCAGCUCAGCCACAACCCUCAGCCAAGACCACAACAGCCCCACAACCACCAGCUCAGGCCUCAAACAAACUUGAAUCUCCAACACAGCCAAAGCUACCAACGCAGCCCCAGAUCCAGUCUGAGUCGCCAACACUGCCCAAACCCCAAACAUCAGCUCCGUCCAAGGCUCAGUCCCCCCAACAGUCCAGACCACAAACCCAACCACCUCCACAGUCAAAACCUCAGACCCAACCUUCUGUCCAACCCAAACCUCAGCCGUUCCAGACCCAGGUGAACGUUCUGACCCAGUACGAUGCUGACUCACCUGACAUCUGUGUCACACCUCCAGCCCUGGCUCAGGUCCCUCCUCAGGCCUACACCGAGGCCUACGCCAAGGCCCAGGCUUUAGCCAGGAACGGAUUCGAGGAGGCCAAGCACUGCCUGCAGGAGCACAUUCUGGAGACCAUCAACAUCUUUAAGUGCAAAUGUUUAUCAGCUGAUCAAGCUUCAGUCAAAGAGGAGACUCUGAGAACUCUGGAUCCAGAGUUACUAGAGGAGUUCCUGAGAGCAGCCAAAGGCAUGGAGGCGUUCUGUACACCACCACAGCUCACAGACAUGGAGUUCUUCACCCAGUCUGUCAGAACCCAGUGGGAGGCCGUCAGAGCUGAGAUCUCAGGCUUUUUGCCACAAUUACAGUUUGAAGUAACAAGGAAAGACUUUAACAGAGCUGCCCUGCAGUGUGAGAUGCACUUAAGCUCAAACCAAGUCCAGGCUUGUUUCUCAGCCGACGGCAGUUUUGCGCAGGCAGGAAGGCACCUGGAGGCCCUGAAGGAGCUGUGUGACACCCUGAGCCCCGAGGACACCCACCGCUUGGCCCAGACUCAGCUCAUGGAGUGUGAGACGAGGCUGGCCGCCAUCCAGAGGCAGUUCAGCGGAGACCAGGAUGCACCACUCCCUGAUUCCAGGAUCCCUGUUGCAUUUGUGGAGGAUCUGGCCACACAAAGGGAGCCUCCGAAACCCAGUGACAAACCUCAGCCCUCAGCCGAGGUAUCACAGAUUACAGUGAAGACGAGCACUUUGGAGAAGAGAGAGGUAGAAAAGCAGGUGUCAGUGGAGGAAGACGUCACCAAAAAGGAGGCUCUAGACAGAUAUGAAAGCUGUAAGAGGACUCUUCAGGCCCAGCUGGCCAAAAAUGAACAGAGUAUUCAAGACGUGCCCUCAGACUCUGUGUCUCUGAAAGGUCUGCACACUCGGCUGCAGGAAAUUCAGUUCUUGCGUCAGGAAACAGAGUCUCUGUGGUCUGAGUUCACCAACCAGUGCUCCCAGGUGAGUGGGAACACUGGGUUGGAUCAGGAGAGGGCGGAGCUCCAGGACCAGUGGAGAAGCCAACAGCUAAAGCUCCAGAGACGGGGCAACUCUCUGGGCACCGCCCUCAGACAGAUCGACUCCACCGAGAACCACAUGGUGGACUUCACCGACCGCAUGGACCGCUACCUGAGACAACCCAAAGACAUCAGUGGCCUCACCUUAUCCAACAGCAACAUCCUGAGAGACAUCAAGGAACUGGACGACAACAUCCAGAGCGAGCUGGACCAGCUGUCCCGUCUGCACCCAGAGUCCAGUGAUCUGGAUCCCAGAGACUGCUUCCCUCUGUCCCGGGAGGUUGAGACCCACAGGACCAGCCUGGACCAGCUCCGACAGCAGGUCCGGAAGAGCGAAGCCGCCGCCCGCGCCCUCGACCGCUUCCUGAUGUCGCUGCGUACUCUGGAUGAA